Aspergillus affinis is the source of this 2373-nucleotide messenger RNA. RefSeq lists its product as uncharacterized. Gene Ontology annotation, biological process: transmembrane transport; regulation of DNA-templated transcription; carbohydrate transport. Gene Ontology annotation, cellular component: membrane. The coding region runs from base 1 to 2373 and encodes 790 amino acids. Lineage: Eukaryota; Fungi; Ascomycota; Eurotiomycetes; Eurotiales; Aspergillaceae. The transcript is spliced from 12 exons. Gene Ontology annotation, molecular function: carbohydrate:proton symporter activity; zinc ion binding; DNA-binding transcription factor activity, RNA polymerase II-specific. The record is from RefSeq and is a predicted model, not a curated record.
AUGAAGUGCUCACAUACCAUCAUCCAUGUCAGUGUCACCUGCCGGUCCCGGCAUUUGAAAUGCGAUGAGACUAAACCAACCUGUACUCGCUGCACGCGUGGGAAACGAGAAUGUAUCCAGGCCGACCCAGCAGCCAACUUUCGAUAUGUCUUCACGACCGCUAGAGGUGUUAAACCUCCCAUAGUCUCUCAGAAAAAGACAGAGGCAACCAAGCAUUCUACGUUUAACGCCGACAAUAGUCCUAUAGCGGCUCAUAGCCCAGUUCAUAACCAAGAAGCUGCUUCUUCUCCCGGAAUCUUAGCGCAAAAUGUUUAUCCAUUCAUAACUCGAGAUGAGGGGCAAUUGGCUCCAACUAAUCAGCCACAGCUCCGAGCAGAGCUAUCUCUAGAGAUGCCAUGUGACGAUGAUAUAGAUGCGACCCUCUCCACGGUUGCCAGUGAACCCAACGUCACCAGUAGUGUUGCGGACUUAGCAAGCUACCAGGGGCCCUCGCCAGGGAGCAGCGACAGCAUCAGUGUGGCGGGGGCUAUCACAGUGGCAGGGGUUCCAGAACUAUAUGCGCCCCCACGAGAAAACAAGGGAAUAAGUUGCCUUGAACAUGCAGCGCUUUUCAGAUUUUUCAAGGAACGCUGGGCCCCGGGCUUGGACUCACAAGACGCAGACCGUCACUUCACACUUGAGGUACAGCAACGCGCACAGCGUGCUCCGGUUCUGCUCAACGCAAUUCUUGCAGUUGCAUCCCUCCACCAGAGCAGACUCUCUGGCUCUUCCAUUGUGAUUGCGGAGCAGUAUCAUGAAGCGUGUGUGAAACUGAUUCUUGGCAUGCUGUAUCAUGCAGAUGGACCAAUUGAUGAGUUACUUCUUGCAACUACUGUAAUUUUGCGUGUUUACGAGCAAAUGAAUGGAUCAUUUAAUGACGAUGAGUGCCAUUUACUCGGUGCAUCCGCCCUUGCUUCAGCACAAGCGGCCACAAACGGCCACCUUUGGAAGGCAGCGUUCUGGAUUUAUCUCCGUCAAGAUAUCUACAUGGCGAUUUUGGAUCAGCGGCCUAUCAAAACAGACCUAUCCAUGUGCACGCUGUGGGAAAAUGAGAUACCGACCAAUGAUUGUGAAUGGAGCCAGGUCAUCGUGCUCAUUGUCGCCGACAUAAUCGGGUUCUGUUUUUCCUCCCACAACGAGGAGACAGCGGAAAGUUCAGGUGGACAAAUGAUUGCAGGUCGAGUCAUUGCAGGUCUUGGAAACGGAGUCAACACUGCCACGAUUCCUACCUGGAAUUCAGAAAUUGUUGGUUCACAUAACAGAGGCCGCUUGAAUGCCAUCUCAGGAACCAUGAUUGGAGUGGGCAUUUGCUUAAGCUAUUGGUUCGAUUAUGGUAUGGCAUAUGUUAAUGGAUCUGUACAAUGGCGUCUGCCAAUUGCUAUUCAGAUAGCAUUUGCUGGCGCCACAUUAUUCAUGGCAAUCUAUCUACCAGAGUCACCUCGGUGGUUGACAACCCAGGGUCGAAUUGAUGAAGCAGUCCAUGUUCUUGCAUGCUUGGAAUCAGAGUAUUCAAAUUCUGAGACCCCAGCCGUUAUAGCGAAGUGCCAGGAUAUUCAACUUGCUUUGAACGCAGAGCAAGCAAUGGGACCUUUAAAAUGGAGUGAAUUGUGGGAAAGCAAACUCACCGGUAAUAGAAAACGGAUCAUCCUGGCAUGCGGAAUCAUGGUCUUUCAACAAAUGUCUGGGAUCAAUGCCUUGGUGUAUUACAUUCCGUAUCUCUUGGAAAACUCCGUGGGACUUCCAGCAAAUACUGCUCUUCUGAUAUCCGGCCUAGUCGGCGUGAUUUUCGUUGUUUUCUCCGCCUACGCAUUUAUCUUUAUUGAUAAAUGGGGUAGAAGAAAGCCGUUCAUCGUCACAAGUAUUGCUCAAAGCCUGAGUAUGAUUAUGGUUGCCAUCCUUCUAUCUCUAGAAACUCCAACCGCCAGCAAGGCAUCGGUCGUUUUCUUCUUCCUGUACAUGGCUGCAUUUGGAGCGUGCUACUUGGGUGUUCCGUGGAGCUACGCCCCUGAAUUACUUCCCCUCAGAAAUCGAGUUCGUGGCUGCGCGGUAGCAUCCGCAGUGAAUUGGACAUGCAAUUUUGCCAUUGUGGAAUUCGUUCCAUCGGCCAUAGCAAAUAUCUCUUGGCGCACAUACAUCAUCUUUGCUGUUUUGAAUUUUACUUGGGCGCCUCUGCUGUACCUCUUUUACCCAGAGACUGCACGCAUGACCAUGGAGGAGAUUGACAAUUUAUUUGUGAAAGAGCCGAUCUCGCUGCAUACUCUUACAGCCCAUGUGAGCCACGAAAGCGGAACUCAUAAUGACAAAGUUGCGGUUGAGCUGCAGGAGAGGACUUGA